Chelonus insularis is the source of this 1552-nucleotide messenger RNA. RefSeq names its product achaete-scute complex protein T3-like. NCBI's taxonomy places the organism in Eukaryota, Metazoa, Arthropoda, Insecta, Hymenoptera, Braconidae. Gene Ontology annotation, molecular function: protein dimerization activity; RNA polymerase II transcription regulatory region sequence-specific DNA binding; DNA-binding transcription factor activity, RNA polymerase II-specific. The transcript has 2 exons. Gene Ontology annotation, biological process: developmental process; regulation of transcription by RNA polymerase II. Bases 232 to 1068 code for a protein of 278 amino acids. The record is from RefSeq and is a predicted model, not a curated record.
UGUAUCGUAAGUAUCGAAGGGUGCAAUCACCAGUUUAUGCUUUUGCUUACGGUACUGAAGACAUCAAUACAAGUGAUUACUUUUGUUCGUAAAGUUUAAACGUGAUUUAAAAGAUUGAAAUUGUCAUUAGUUGAAACUAACGGCAAUAUUAUUUUUAUUGUCAAGGGGAUUGAUCGUGUCUUGAUAUUAAAAUUCGUGAAAUUCGAUCUACGGUGUAUCGAUUUGUGUGAUAUGACCUUAGUGGGAACAAACGACGAAAAUACACUACCAAUGAUGUUGGGCGUACAACAACAUCAUCACCACAACGGUCUUCAUAAUGUCAAUGGUGUAAAUAACAACAACAUUGGUCUACAGAAUCAUCGAAGUAAUGUUAUUGUUUCGACUGGUGGAUUAACGAAUAACGAUUUGAAGAUGUCACAUGGAUGUAAGAGAACUAAAAUGUAUCAGACAACACCUUACGCAACAGUUCCACAUCAACCUGCUUCAGUGGCAAGAAGAAAUGCUCGUGAAAGAAAUAGAGUGAAGCAAGUAAACAAUGGAUUUGCCACAUUACGUCAACAUAUACCUCAAAGUGUAGCACAAGCACUUGGCAGCAACACAGCUGGAACACAUGGUGGAUCUAGAGCAGGGAGCAAAAAAUUAUCCAAAGUUGAAACAUUAAGAAUGGCUGUUGAAUAUAUCAGAACUCUACAACGCAUGCUGGAUGGCAGUGAUAGUUCAGAUGUUGUUAGUGCACCAUCAACAUCACCAUCACCAACUUCUUCAACGUGUGGAUCCAGGAUAGAACUUCAUUCUACAGAAGUUCAUUCGCCACAUGGGUCAGACUUACAUCGACAUCACAUGAGACAGAAUCCCAGCCCGUCGUCCUUCGUACCACCACCAUGUUCAGAGGCCUCUAGCUCACCGACCCCAAGCUUCGUGUCCGAAACGUCAUCGGCUGGAAGUCAAGGUUACACGUCCACCGCACUUUACGCUUCUCAUUCAGACGGCUAUGAUAACUAUGAAACUGUGAGUCCUGAGGAUGAAGAACUAUUGGAUGUUAUCUCGUGGUGGCAAGAGACACAAUGAGAGCAUUCAAGUCAUUUCCACAUCUGGGUUAUCACAAUUUUAAGAUGUGAAUCUUAUCGUUAAAAAAUUGUGAGAAGCCAAAGUGGAUUGAGGAACGAUGGCUGUUUCCGUCUGCAUACUGUGAUCUAGUCAAAUACUCUGUACAACUCUUCGAAAGGGAAUUUCAUACAAAUAAGAGGAAAUUCAUCUUCAAUUUCUUCAUUUGGGAGAUUUUUAAAAUUAAUAUCAAAAAGCCUUCUCAUACUAUAUAGCAGAAUUAGUAAAUAAAAUAAUUAUAAGAGAAGCAUUUAGAAAUGAAUUGAUGAGAAUGGAAAAAUAUCUUAAUAAUGAAACGAUGACUGUAAAUAGUGUAUAUUACAUGUUACAUUUAAGAUAUUUUACAAAUUUUCAAGUAAGAUAAAAACAUAGAUUGAAAAAAUUAAUAGUAUAAUAAGCGCAAUAAUGCAUAAUAAUUAUAUAAAAAUAUAUACCGAAGGUAUUUAUA